GAUAAUCACAAACGUGCGCAAACAUUCAAGGCCGAGUUUCGGAGUAACAACACCGGACUCAAUUUGAUAAUUCAGUGUAAUUUACGAAAGUCGCAAGCUGAGCCUUGACCUAUAACAUCAGCAGAAAAACUGCGGCUGCCUUGAAUGCGUACAGACGCAAAGGAACAUCAUCAACCUCGCAGCAUCAUUCAUCAUUGUGGAGCACCAUUUUUAUACGAUCCGAAAAUAAUAAGCCCGAUGUGCUUUUGACAAUCGUUUUAGUUUUUUAUAUCUCCCGAAAACAGCAAAUUUUUUUCAUUACUCAAAGCUCCCAAAAUGGCUGCGAAUCAAACAAACACCGGCAGCCAAUUGUCGCUGAAGCCUGCGCACACAACAAUACAACUAAAUAAACCCGUUAAACACGAUUUCUUCCCCGAGGUUAAAUUCUCCGACUUGCCAGUAAACGGCGAUCACCUUCUGAAAAACUGUCUCAUCACGAUCGAAGAUGGCAAUGGUGGGGACCAACUCACCAAAAAGGCGCCUGAAAUUAUAGCGAAUAAAGUCGUGAAAAAGCAGAAAAGUUUGAUUUUAAACGAAUCGCAUGAUUCAAUGGAUUCGAGUUCUACAGAUAAAAAGAAACCGGAGAUACCUGAUGGUGGCUACGGUUACGUUAUAGUGGUGACCUCACUUGUAAUCUCACUCAUUACCGAUGGCUUGGGUUUUUCAUUCGGUCUACUUAAUUCGGAAUUAUUGGAUUAUUUUGGUGAGUCACCAUCGAAGACAGCCUGGAUUAGCUCGCUGUUCUUUUCAGUGCCCUUACUAAUGGGGCCCAUCUGGUCUAAUUUGGUUGAUAAGUAUGGCUGUCGUAAGAUGACCAUAUUUGGCGGCUUACUAUCCUCCAUUGGAUUUGGUCUUUCGUCACUUUGUAAUUCGGUGGAAAUGCUAAUGUUGACUUUCGGCAUCAUUUCUGGCCUAGGACUGGGUAUUGGUUAUGUCACAUUGGUGGUAUCAAUCGCGUUCUGGUUCGAUAAGAAACGCACAUUCGCCACCGGUAUUGCUGCAUCGGGCAGUGGCAUUGGUACCCUCUUGUAUGCACCGCUGACGCAGUCGCUAAUCGACAGCUAUGGCUGGAGAAGUGCCACACUCAUUCUCGCUGGCACUAUACUAAAUAUUUGCAUCUGUGGGGUAUUUAUGCGCGAUCCCGAUUGGCUGAAAGAGGAAAAACGUCUGGAAAAUCGUUCGCAAAGUGUAACGACGUAUUCCAAUUCGAGCGUUUGUACUGAAGAAAUCAAGAAAGAAGAGGAUACCAAGAAACUUAUUCUUAACAAAUUAGGGUCUAAAACCAGCACAGCAGUUAAUCAGCAAAUAAACGACCCACAUAAGUUCUAUAUAAAACCCUUCCGUAGUGAAAUAUUCUUACCAACCUUUUCGGGUUCUCAGGAUUUAGGCAGCAUAUACGACUUCAAGAGUUUUGCCAAGCGCUCGCUACGACACAAUAUCGAAAUUGACCAACUUUCACGUGAUAAUUCACACUUGACGUCUCCCGCUGAUGCUAACCCCACGGCGGACAUUAUAGCCGCUCGCAAUGGCACGAUAAGAGACGAUAUUACCGAAAAGGCGGACGAUGAGACGACCAUAUCUUUUGUGCCUCUAAUCCCGCACGAUGUGCGAUGCAGUUCCACUUCCUUUAUGUCACUUAAAAGUAAUAUACCUACAGUAAUAGAGGAAAAUUGCGAAAUGAAUGAGUCAGCCAAGUGGACAUAUGACGACAGUAUUAUCGGCAUUCGUCAGCUUUCCAAAUCAAAGAAGCCCACCUCCCGCACAAAUUUACAACGCAACACAUUAACGCGGCAUUCUAAUUUCCCGAUGAAUAUACGAUUGUAUCGCAAUCCAAUGCAUUAUCAUGUUCCAAUGUUAAACACCCAUCGCCAUCGGCCACGCGCAUACUCGUGUCCCAUCAUCUACAGAAACUCCAUGACGCCGAUCGCAAAGAAGCAGGAAGAUAGCUGGUACGGAGGAAUCGUUGACACAAUGAAGGCGGUGUUUGACUUCUCAUUGUUCUCGGAUAUGAAAUUUACGUUAUUUAAUAUAUCAACAUUGUUUUUGUUCAUGUGGUUCACAAUUCCAUACCUUUACCUGCCUGAGUACCUGAAAAUUCACGGUUAUGAAACGGGAGAGAGUGCACACGUGAUUUCGGUCAUUGGUAUUGCGCAAACCAUUGGCAUGAUCGGCCUAGGCUAUGUUGGCGAUCGUCCGUGGAUGAAUAUUAAUAUCUGCUAUUCGGCGUGUAUGGUGGUGUGUGGCAUUUCGGUGCUGCUAAUGCCAAUUCUCGCCGCCAAUUACAGCUGUCUGGUGUUGAUGUGCAUCACCUUUGGCUUCACAUUCGCCAGCUCGUAUUCGUUUACGCCCAGCAUUUGUGUCAGUAUUGUAGAUUUAAACGAUUUUACGUGCGCCUACGGAUUGGUGCUGUUAGUUCAGGGUCUCGGUAUUAUUGCCGGGCCGCCGAUGGCAGGCGCAAUUUAUGAAAUGUCGCUGAGAUGGGAUCACUCAUUUUAUUUUGCCGGUGUAUUUAUUGUCCUCUCUGGCGUGGCCGCUUAUUUGAUAGAAUUCUGCGAGAAGCGCGAGAAUAAUGGCGCCUCUGCAGCGAAGAAAGCUCCAUUAAUCCAUUAAGUGUGUUUGAUAAGAAAUUUAUGUGUUGUGUGCCUAUAUAUUUAGUAUAUUAUAUGUUAGUAGUAUUUGUAAAUAUUUAUAUAAAAAUUACUGAUAAGGUUCGUAGUAAAAAUGUAUAUAUUAGUCUAUUUGUGCUAUAUUUCAUGGAUUUAUAGAGUUUUAAUUCAAUUAAAAGUAGAAAAAAUUAUCAUUUUCUUGACGAUGAAAAAUUUGAAUGUUGAAAUUAAAAAAAAAAUAUAUCACUUUCACAGCUAUGAUCAACGUAAGAGUGAACAUUUUAAGAUUUUUUAUUAAUAACUUUUUUUUAUGCGCCUAAAACACUAAUUGGACUCUUCACUUGGUCGGCCAAAGGUUCUUCAUAAUUUUCAAGGACUAGUAAAAUGUACGCAUUUUAUAAAAAUUCCCACAAAACCUC
Messenger RNA from Anastrepha obliqua, 3064 nucleotides. RefSeq names its product monocarboxylate transporter 14-like. Gene Ontology annotation, molecular function: monocarboxylic acid transmembrane transporter activity. The record is from RefSeq and is a predicted model, not a curated record. Gene Ontology annotation, biological process: transmembrane transport; monocarboxylic acid transport. Lineage: Eukaryota; Metazoa; Arthropoda; Insecta; Diptera; Tephritidae. The transcript is spliced from 6 exons. The coding region runs from base 316 to 2649 and encodes 777 amino acids.